This is a messenger RNA of Sardina pilchardus (European sardine), 5486 nucleotides long. It is a transcript of the gene cdk14, whose product is annotated as cyclin dependent kinase 14. Gene Ontology annotation, cellular component: cytoplasm; cytosol; nucleus. Gene Ontology annotation, molecular function: cyclin-dependent protein serine/threonine kinase activity; cyclin binding; ATP binding. The transcript is spliced from 15 exons. Gene Ontology annotation, biological process: protein phosphorylation. Bases 290 to 1702 code for a protein of 470 amino acids. Lineage: Eukaryota; Metazoa; Chordata; Actinopteri; Clupeiformes; Clupeidae. The record is from RefSeq and is a predicted model, not a curated record.
UCUUUCAGCUCACGGAGAGCGGUUUCAGGGAUCUCGAAUCAAAUCUUUUUUUUUUCCGGAGACGUUUUGUUUUCUUACUCUAUUACAACGUUUUCAUUUCGGAUAUGAAGCCCGGUACGACUAACACCUCAGCAAAUAAACCGUAAAUUCAUCACUGACUACUACAACAGCGUUUGGAGAAGAAGAGAGAAAGAAAGAAGAGGAGACUGUACAGCGCAGAAAAAAAUCCCUUGUUUGAACUCUCUCAUUAGUUCUAACAGAUACGCUGAGCUGCACAGAAGGCUUCGAAAUGUGUGACUUAAUGCCAGCUUCGCAGCCUGUCGAGAAAAUUGGCAAAAUGAAGAAGUUGCGAAGAACUUUGUCAGAGAGUUUCAGUCGGAUUGCCUUGAAGAAAGAGGACAGUGGCUUUGAUGAGAUAUGUGUCACAAAGAUGUCCACUCGCAGCUGCCAGGGUCCGGACUCGGUGAUCAAGCCGCUGGACACCAUCCCUGAGGACCGCAAGGUGCGCGUGCAGCGGACGCAGAGCGGUUUCGAGCCUUUCGAGAAGCCGGCCAGCCAGGUGAAGCGCGUCCACUCGGAGAACAAUGCCUGCAUCAACGCCAAGAGCUCCUCGGCCGGCAAGGAGUCGCCCAAGCUGCGCCGCCACUCCAGCCCCAGCUCGCCCACCAGCCCCAAGUUUGGAAAGGCCGACUCCUACGAGAAGCUGGAGAAACUGGGGGAAGGAUCCUAUGCCACUGUGUACAAGGGAAAGAGCAAGGUGAACGGGAAGCUAGUGGCGCUGAAAGUCAUCCGUCUGCAGGAGGAGGAGGGCACUCCGUUCACCGCCAUCAGAGAAGCAUCUCUUCUGAAGGGCCUGAAGCACUCCAACAUCGUGCUGCUCCACGACAUCAUCCACACCAAGGAAACUCUGACGCUGGUGUUUGAGUAUGUGCAUACAGAUCUGUGUCAGUACAUGGAUAAGCACCCAGGUGGUCUUCACCCCGACAACGUGAGGCUGUUCCUGUUCCAGCUGCUGCGGGGGCUGUCCUACAUCCACCAGCGCUACAUCCUGCACCGCGACCUCAAGCCCCAGAACCUGCUCAUCAGCGACACGGGCGAGCUCAAGCUGGCCGACUUCGGUCUGGCGCGGGCGAAGUCUGUCCCCAGCCACACGUACUCUAACGAGGUGGUCACCCUGUGGUAUCGACCCCCAGACGUCCUGCUGGGCUCCACAGACUACUCCACCUGCCUGGACAUGUGGGGCGUCGGGUGCAUCUUUGUGGAGAUGAUCCAGGGUGUGGCGGCGUUCCCGGGAAUGAAGGACAUCCAGGAUCAGCUGGAGAGGAUAUUCCUGAUCCUGGGCACUCCCUCGGAAGACUCCUGGUCAGGCGUGCACUCCCUCCCUCACUUCAAGCCAGAUCGCUUCACGGUCUACAGUCCCAAGAAACUCAGACAAGCCUGGAACAAGCUGGGCUACGUAGACCACGCUGAAGAGCUGGCCUCCAGGUUCCUCCAGUGCUCUCCAAAGCAGCGGAUCUCAGCGCAGGCUGCCCUCCACCACGAGUACUUCAGCCAGCUGCCCCCACGGCUCUGGGAACUGACCGACAUGUGUUCCAUCUGCACCGUGGCAACGGUGAAGCUGCAGCUGGAGGCGGGCGACAGCAUCCAGGUGUGCGCGAGGACCUCCAGCCAGAGCAAAGCCUCCUCGGGCGCCAAGCACUGACCGCCCGCCCGCCUCAACCACCCCUCCCCACCCCCGCCCCACGGAGGUGGAGCCUGAGAACAGACUGAAGGAGAGGAAAGGAGGGUCAGCCAGAAGAGGAGACCAAAAUGACCUCUCACCUAUCUCUUAAGUUAUUUUGUCCAAACGCGUUACCUUUCUAACAGGUGUACGAAGUGUGUAUGUGUGUGUGUGUGUAAGAGAGAGAGAGAGAGAGAACGAGAGAAUGUGUGUCUGAGUAUUUGCAGAAAUGAGUGCAUGAGAGUUCUUUACACAAGUGUGUUUUUCGUCAAUAACUUUUUAUUUCUUUGUUUACUUUGGAAUGUUAUAAAUAUAUAUUCACAUUUUGCUGAAGUGUAAAGGGCAGCAUUAAAAAAAAAACGUUAAAAAACACACACACGUUACCAUCCAGAGGAUUUGGACGCAUACUGCUUGUGUAUGUAUCUACCUAUGUACGAAUGUUUGUUAGUAUGUAUGAUAGACCUGUACAGAUCCACAACAAUAAUGUCUUGGCUCUCACACUUAGAGCUCACCUGUAGUACUCUUGUUUUGUGCAGACGUUGAGAAAGAGGGAGGAAGCAUGCCAUUACACUCGAACCAAUGACCACGAAAAGACACGACCACGACAAUAAUACCAAUAUGCUAAUACUUGCAGAACAGCACUGAUGGACAGAACAGUAAUACUGGUUGUAAAUGGCCGUCCUUUGCGGUUCAUCUCUGCUGUGCUAGAUGCAGAUAGCCUUACUGCAGGAUCAGUCUAUAUGCAACGGGCACCGCCAGAGAUACACUGCAAGGACAUAAUAUACAUGUAAGCUUGCAUGUGCUAAAAGACUGUGCUAGUCUGUGUGUCUGUGUGUGUGUGUGUGUGUGUGUGUGUGUGUGUGAGAGAGAGAGAGAGAUAGAGAGUGCCUCUGUCUCUGUGCAGAAUGUGUAUUUGUGUCUUAACACAUGCAAUACACUCACAACGGUGCUAAUGUGUGUGUGUGUGUGUGUGUGUGUGUGUGUGUGUUUAAAGUGGGGAGCAAUCAGAAAGGUGAAGAUGCCUGAUACCCAAGUGUAAAAUUGACUCUGACACGUGUCCAGCAUUUGAUGCGUAGCUCUUUUAGGCCUUUGACAAUCCACGCCCAUAAUUUGCACACAGUUGUUAUAGUAACCACUGUUUUUGAAAAAAUAAUUUACCCAUCAUCUUAACAAUGAUAUUAAUGCUUUAAUCUCCCAUUGGCUGCCCAUAAAGAUUUUGCUGGCUUGAUAGACUGACAGAAUGAACCGCAAUCUGCAUUAAAUCGUAGUCAGACGUGAACUCAGCGACACUACAGUACGUCGCAAAAGAAGACGACGACUCGUAGCGUCGACUCGCUGAAGUUGUGAUCUAGGACCACAUCAACAGCGACAACUUAAAGGGCACUGUCCACCAGUCUCUCCUCUAAUGCCCACUCCUAGCUUACUUCUGCCCGCCCCCUUUACCUUUGUCCAGUCAUGCCCUGUCCUCUCCAAGCUCCACCGUCAGGAGCCAGUUUGGAUUGGUUUAGAAAUGUUAACAUUUUCAAAACAUUGUUAAGAUAACAACACUGCAAUCAUUCCUACACACCCAUUAGUUCCACCUUUACCUAUGGCUAUCUCCAGAUGCAUACUGUAUAUUUGGCGAAUCGGAGGUGUAUGCACAGUGCCGUGUGGAUUGAACUGGCAGUAGUGAGGAGAUAGAUUGACCUCGCCAGAGGAGAGUGGAGAAGGUUCAGCCACCUCUCUUUGUUCAGACCAUGUUAACUCUAGUGCCCGGCAACACAAUACUGCUGGAUUGGGCGGAUGUGAGAAUGGAAAUAAUGUCAGUUUUAAUUGUUAAAACACAACGUGUUCUUUCUGUUUGGGUCAUUUGUAUUUUAGCUGAACCAUGAAAAUGUUCUUCUGGGAAUUUCAAUAAUAGCCUAACCAGUGUGUUAGCAACAAAAGCCGAUCACAAACCAAUAACUGAGAACUCUGCACUGUACUCUGUAACCCCUGAGGAACUCAUUUAAUAUGUAACAUCACCAUGGGUCUUUCUACGUCUCGAUUUCAACAAUAUUGAGUUCGACAAUAAUGAGUUUGGAGUGCCUUUGACAUCCAUGUGUCGAUCAAUGGCUCCACUUUGCAUUGUGGCCACAUUACCACAUUGCAUUAAUGUUUGCGACCUGAAGGUCCUGUCUUCCAUUACCCCUUAUUGAAUAGGACUUAGUAUCAUAACGAUAUUGUCACUUUCUUUUACUGACAAAGUGAUGAUUUGCCCCCCCCCCCUGCACUCCCAGUUCAACUACCUAAAUUCACCUAAUGGGCCUGUUUCACCUGCAGCACACAACUAAAAGAGAGGAGAGGACAGGAAGCUGGAAAACACUGCAUUACUAACACACCAACAACAACACGUGAAACACAACACAAUCAAUGAACACAACACCAACAAACAAGCCACCGUCUUUUAGUGGAGAAAUUCAAUCAGAAGUGGCUUAUUCAGUGUCACCCCUCACCUGCAGGCAGACGUGUUAUAAGACAGGUGACACCACUUUUCUCCUACCCACCUCUCUCUCUCACACACACACACACACACACACACACACACACACACACACACACACACGCUUUAGAUGUAGACACAGCAGCAGCUGAAUUAUUUUCGGUAUGCUCACUUCCCGCAUGCUGGCUGAAGCCGCAUCAUUAGCUACAGUAGGCAUCCUCCAUGCAACGCCCCAGCAGACGCAGCUGCCCCGACAGCUUGUGACAACAUUGCAGCAACAUUCGUUUGUUAUUGUCUGUGUCUCAGGCCUGGGCGAGGAGACCCUGAAAAGCAAGCACUAUAUUGUCCUUUUUGAACUUGAAUAUUCUCACAAUACCCUUUUUCCCCCCUUAAGAAGGCGGCGAACAAUGGCAUAGGUUUAUGAAGACAACUAAGCAGGAAGUAAGAGGGGGAAACUAGUAAUAACAAAGUGGAAGAUUUGCACAUUUAGCACUGUGAUGGUUCAGACCAUAAGAACAAUAACAAACAUCCAUGAUUUCAGUGUCAUUGAAGUGUAAAUCAUUUAUUUGGCUGUGGCUGGAAAUCAGCAUCUAGAUGUUACGUGUAAAAUUGUGUAUAUACAGUAACAGUUUUAGAGGACUAGACCAGAGUUCCUCGGUUUGCAAUAUUGGCCAUGCUAUAUAGAACGUACCGUCUGUUCCACCUGUUCUCUACUCUGAGACUCUGAUUCAUCUGUGAAUAUUUAAUCUUUUUGUAACCUUUGUUAUCAAUAGUCUGUAGGCUGUACAUAAAAAAGGACGCAAAGAUUCCUGUGUUAAACAAAUGAUGAUGAGAAUAAAGAAAAAUAAAGGGUCAAAUAAAAAUAAAGAACUGUUGAAGUGAUGCUGAGGAAAACUUGUCUGCAUUCAAAGUCAUGAAUGUCUUUACCACCUCCAUCCCGUACAGAAUCGGACUAGGAUUCAAACUGUGUGUAAAUGUGUAUUGGUUAAGGAAAAUCAAAGAAAGACUAACUUGCAUCCCCGCUCUGCUCAACACUGAAGGUGUUAUUUUGGGAAAUAGCUUCACUUGCAUAUAAAUAUAUAUAGGGACAUAUAUUUUACUUUUUGUAUAAUGCACUGAAAUAACAAGCGGUCAGGAACACAGAAGUGUUACCGGUCACUUUAUAUCUGAAAACAAACUUAGUUAUAUAGUAGAAUAGUUAUUGCAUUAUUUGGUACAACUUGUAUGUAAUGUUAUUAUGGAAGAUGUAAUGUCCUUCUGUAAAUGUUGUUUGUUGUUUUAUCCUAAUAAAGUUUAUUAAUGCUU